Molecule: messenger RNA, 1212 nt
Organism: Rhagoletis zephyria (snowberry fruit fly)
Lineage: Eukaryota; Metazoa; Arthropoda; Insecta; Diptera; Tephritidae
Source: RefSeq, a predicted model, not a curated record
AUGGACAAAAUAAACUUGUUUGAAGUCAACUCACCCAUCGCUGACUCGCAACACUCCGACUCUAAACUGGAUCUGCCAUCUGCGCCUAGUCCAGGCUUGGUGCUCUACAACAAUGAGGAACAAGCUGACUUGGCCUUUCUAGUAGGGCAAAACGAUAGUAAACUGUGGCGAUUUCCAGCUCACAGUUUCAUUCUGGAAGAUGCCAGCUCAUUCUUUAAAGCCAUUGCUGCUACUGUCAAAGACAAGAAUUCCAAUUCUGAGACCAAAGAGAUACGCAUUAACUGGUGCGAGCAUGACAUUUUCGACAUUAUUUUGAAAUAUACUUACACAAACGAGGUAGUCAUCAAGUCCGUCUCUGAGGCAAUGGUUCUUUUUAAUGCUUCCAACAGCUUUUGCCUCUAUCAGCUGUCUAAGUUGUGCUUGACAUUCCUCUGCAACCAGUCCAACGACGACAAUGUGCUCGAAGUGGUUGCAUUCUUUCACAAUUACCUAAAGCACAUCUGCGAGAUGAACGCAGAUAAUCAGCCUGAAAAGGUGUGCAACGAGCCAGCGGCCAACGAAGAUCUACUCGAGAUGCUGAACACUCUGAUCAUUCGAUGUUACGACAUUAUCGACUACUGUGCCCAGAAAAUUAUCUCUUCUGAAGGAUUUUCCAAACUGCCAUAUGAUCUUGUCGGUAAUAUUCUUUGGCGGGACACACUGAACAUCGCUACUGAGCUGGAAAUCUUUGCUGCCAUUAAUCAGUGGUCGUGUCAGCAGUGUAAAAAGACUUGCAAAGAGUUGACGGAUAAAAAUAAGCGUGAAAUUCUGGGCGAACUUGUCUUUUAUCCUCGGUACCUCACCAUGAGCCUGGACGACUUUCUCAAAGGCCCGUAUACCAGUGAAAUCUUGACCAAUGAGGAAAAGCAAAUUUUGCUUGAAAAAAUCAAAGGAAAUGACCAGAUUCAGCUGCCUAAGCAUAUGGAAAUUUUCAAACUGGAUGUCGAGCGACGAUUUGAUGACAUUUCCGAAGAUGAUGAUGACGAUGAUGACGAUGAGGGAAGUUCGGAUGCUGCAAACUCAGUCAGUGACGGGAAGGCUGACAAGGAUAAACAAAAGAAUCCUCUGCCAGUUAACAUACAGCUAAAGAAAAAGAAGAAAAAGUCAAAGUCUAAGAAAAUACUAAAUGGUCUCGGAGAAGUGGUUUUGUGUGUGAUUAAGCUGCUCGAUUGA